Linum trigynum is the source of this 1699-nucleotide messenger RNA. Lineage: Eukaryota; Viridiplantae; Streptophyta; Magnoliopsida; Malpighiales; Linaceae. The record is from the annotation of a GenBank genome assembly.
CCUCAAUUAUCUCGCCCAAUUCCUCCCUCCCUUACUAAAAAAAAAAAAAAAACAAUCCCGUAAAAUUAAAUAAUUUCCCCAAAUUGGUAUUCUCAAGCUAUCCCGCAUUCCUUCUCCGGAAAAACAUUUCCCAAUUUGAUUUCCACAGAAAACCAUACACCGCCUUCCUCUUCUUCUAUAAUACCCUUGUUCGUCGACCAAAGUUAUAUGAACUUAAACAAUGGCUUUCACUUCUAGCGACGACACCUUCUACUCUUUGAAGGCGGAAAAGGCCGACGCCAUAAGAAAGUUUCACCAGCAGCAGAACCUCUUCUACUUCGGCCGGCUGCUCGCCGCCUCACUUCUCCUCCUCUGGUCCUUCAAAACGCUGCCGUUUCUCACGCAGAUGGCCUCCGCCUACGUCUCCGUCUUCGGCCAGCAGCUCUGCGCCUUCCUCGUCGCCAACGCCAUCGUCGUCUUCGUCUACCACUUCUCCACCGCCGCAGCCAACAACACCAUCGCCGCCGCCGUCGCCGUCAAUUCACCAUCUUCGCCCUCUCCUUCCUCCUUCCGCUCCGAUGUAUGCGACGAGUACGUCUCGCUUUCGUCGGAAAGCCGGCGCCGGCCGGCUCUCGACGGCGACGUAGUUGACGAGCUUCCACCGCCGGUGGAGAUUUUGCCCCCGCCGGAGGAUCACGCUGCCGCCGGUAGCGAUCUCGCCUUGACGGAAGCGGCGGCCGCGGGGGACGGGAGUACGGAGAGGCGGCACCGGAGGACGAGAUCGGUGGUGGUUGCGUCAACGACGGCGACCGAAGGUGGUGGCAAUACGGACCGUCACUAUAAAGCCUUCAAUGCUCAGAAUUGCGAGAAGAAGGAGCUGCGGCGGUCGGAGACGGUGGUGGUGAAGGCGAGGACACCGGCCGCCGCCGCCUCCGCGGCGGCGCUGGGGAAGAGCUUGAGCUUCAACCAGGCGAGGAAGUCGAUCGAGGAGAUGAACAACGACGAGUUUAACAUGACGGUGGAGAGCUUCAUAGCGACGAAGAAGCGACUUUUGCGGGACGAGAACAUCGCGCUUUUCGAGACGGAUUACGACCGUCGCCACGUGUUCGCUGUCGCCGCCUGUCCGAGGUAAAUUUAAAGGCGGGGAAAGCGAAGAGGGAGGGAGGGAGGUCGGUCGUCUAAUGAGCUUCCGCCGAUGAUAGUGAUGAAUGAUGAUGAUCAGUAAUUAUUAUCAUUACUAUUAUUAUUAUUAUUAUUGUUAAUGAUUAAUUAGGGAUUUGGGAGUAUUAAUUUCGUUUUUCGGAGAGUUGAGGAGGAUGAGGUUAUUAGCUAUGUAAAAAGACUAAAACAGAGACAUUCAGAGAGUUCCUCUUUUAUGGAACGGGAGAAUGGGAAGCGAUGAGAUGAGAUGAGAGCCUAAUUUUAAUUAUGUUACAGUGUUAAUAAUGAUAAUAAAAAGGUUAUCCUUAAUUGUUAUUAUUAUUAAUUUUCAGUUUAAUUUUCAUUGCUCCGCAGUUCUGAUUUCUGAAACAUCUUCUUACCAAAAGCUCUGAAACGUCUAAUCCGGUGCCGUUUUGAUCCUUGUUCCCGACAAUUUACAGGCUUAAAUUCUGUUUCUUGUCUGUUGGGAGACUUGGAGUUGGGGUUGACUUCCUAUUUCUUUUCUUUUCUUCUCUUGUUUUUCCUUUUCCACAAUGAUAAAUACACGAUUAAUUUAAGA